AUGAGCCAAAACAUUCUCAUCACAGGCGCCGCCGGAUUUAUUGGCGGCACAGUCCUCGCAAAUUUUAUCGGACUCACAGAAGGUCCUAUCGCGGGUACCAACAUCUUUGCUGCCGUCCGAUCGGAAGAGCAAAUCAAGAAGUUAUCCAAGCUUAGUGUCAACUUAAUCCAGCUUGACCUCAACGACGAACAGGCUGUGAAAGAAGCUAUCUUGGGUAAUAAGAUUGAUAUUAUUGUCCAUACCGCAGGUGCUGUCGAUCCACGUCCUAUAUCAAACCUCGUCAAGGGGCUGGGUGAUCGUCGCAAGAUCAAAGGUCAAGAUACUUACUUCAUCCACACAUCUGUCGCCACUAUAUUCACCGAAGAAGGUGGUUGGCCAGCUGGCGAGGUCAAAGACACUGACGACCUUUUCGAAAAAGAAAAGGAAAUUGGGGGCCCCAAUCAUGUUCGAUUGACCAACAUCCUCUUGAUGGAUCAAGCCGAAACAUUGGGCGUGACUGCCUUCAAUAUUCCGGUGCCGGUAGUCUAUGGACGAGGCACUGGCGAGGGCAGAAAGCUGUCCGUCAACAUACCAGCCUUUGUUAGGGCCAGCAUGAAACACAAAAUCGUCUAUAAAUUUGACAAAGACGGGAAACCACCUGGAGUGCAUGUUUCGGAUUUGGCAGACCUGUACAGACUUCUCACUGAGAAAAUCCUAUCCAAGGAACCCAUUCCCAGCGGGCGAAAGGGUUAUUACUUCGCCACUGUUCAUCAAUUAUCUUGGUGGGAAGUGAUGGAUCGCAUCGCUCAAGCCAUGUAUGCGCGUGGGCUUGUGAAUGAGCCAACUGUUCAAAUUUGGCCGAACGAAGACAUGGCGGCAGAAUCUUGCGGUUUUCCACGAUUGUACCUGCGUGCUAUAGGUACAUCUAGUGGCGAGCAUGUUCCAGUAAAUGCGUACAAACUUGGAUGGCAACCGAAAUGGACUCGGGAGAAAUUCAUGGAGUCCAUUGAUGACGAAGUUCAAGACGUUCUUGAGCUUGAUAGAGUCAAAGCCAGUCUUUUCGAUGAUAUCUUGUCAUCAUGA
Colletotrichum truncatum is the source of this 1062-nucleotide messenger RNA. RefSeq names its product nad dependent epimerase dehydratase family protein. Lineage: Eukaryota; Fungi; Ascomycota; Sordariomycetes; Glomerellales; Glomerellaceae. The record is from RefSeq and is a predicted model, not a curated record.